CCAACCACAAGGCAAGCACAUAAGCACAAUCAUCGAUAUCUUCAACUUCAUCGCACCUGGUGGGGUCCACCUCCACCACCAGCACAUGCUCCUACCUCUCUUUUUCCAAUUCGAACAGGACCUUCUUUAAUCGCCACCCAUUCGAUACCACCCUCUCCCUCCGGUUCCGAUUCAACGGUUCUAGAAGAUGCCUCGGCGGGUCCAGAUCGAAGAUCCCAAAUACGACGACGUUCCUGACGCCGACGAACCGGAGGAAACGAUCCGUUUCAAAUCCUCCAACAGCAACGUCUCCGACGACCAAGAACCCUUCAUGGGCAUCAAGGUUCGCCGAAAAGCCUCUCUCCACAGAGACCACAAAGGAGACUACCUCAACGUCCCUUCCCACCCUUUCCUAAUCAAAAUUCUACAGAAACAAGGGGACAAUGAGGUUCUGUUUGCGGACAGGGUUCUGAAGUUUACGGGCUCCGGGAAGAUGAAACGCUGCGUUCUGAUGAUCACGGAUUCUGCGAUUUACAUCGUUGACCCUGAGGUGGACGCGCUGAAGCGGAGAAUAGUGCUUGCGGCGGUGGAGAGGGUUUGUCUGAGUGAACUGAGUGAUAAUUUUUUCGCGGUGAUUGUUCCGUCGGAGUAUGAUUUGCUCAUGGCUAGUACUCGGAAGACGGAGAUUGUCACGGUGCUGGUCGAGGCUACCAAGGCCAAGAGUGCGACGGGGUUCGAACUCGAUGUCGUUUUCUCCAAUAGAUUUGAGUAUAACGCGGCAUCUGACUUGGUGAAGGAAGUUCAAUUUGAGGAAGUUGAAGGGGGUGUCAAAACAAGAAUUUUGAGGAAGUGAAUUAUGGUCCAAAAUUUUGAUGAACUUGUCUGUAAACUAUGUAAGAGAUACAGAGUCUGAUUUUUGAGUGGUAUUAUGGAAUGUGUUCUUCUGGCAACAGGUUUUCCACUCAAAAAUGACUUUGUUUAUAAUUAUGAUGUCAGAAAUUUUAAGAGAAAAAGAAAGAUAUGUCUGAUAUAUGUUUAACUUGAAAAUUGAAAAGAGAUUCAUAUGUACUGGACUUGUUGAAUGUGAUUAUAUCAGUUUCUCGGAUGAAAAUAUGAACAUUUUUGUUAUUUUUCA
Glycine soja is the source of this 1114-nucleotide messenger RNA. RefSeq names its product myosin IB heavy chain-like. Lineage: Eukaryota; Viridiplantae; Streptophyta; Magnoliopsida; Fabales; Fabaceae. The transcript is spliced from 4 exons. The coding region runs from base 188 to 832 and encodes 214 amino acids. The record is from RefSeq and is a predicted model, not a curated record. Gene Ontology annotation, cellular component: myosin complex. Gene Ontology annotation, molecular function: cytoskeletal motor activity.